Molecule: messenger RNA, 693 nt
Organism: Adineta ricciae
Lineage: Eukaryota; Metazoa; Rotifera; Eurotatoria; Adinetida; Adinetidae
Source: the annotation of a GenBank genome assembly
AUGGCUGGAUCCUUAAAUUAUCGAGCUGUUCUAAUCACCAGAAUACAAGAUCUUCUCUCGGACAAAGAUCGGGAGCGGUUGUGCUUUCUUCUCGGAAAAGAUACCCCAGAAAUGAUGCCCGAGAACUGUUCAAUUAGUGAAACCUCCCGUGUGCUUGAGUCUCUUCUCGAAAAGGGCAUCAUCAGCAACCAAGAUUACGAUUCUGUCAUCCAAGCAUUUACAAAUAUUCACUGCUAUGAUGCUGUGAAACGAGUAAAAGUCUAUCGAACAAAUCAGGCAUGCAAAACUCAACGAUCUGUCUCGCUACAAGAGAUCCUAUUACAAGACAGUGCAGAAGCUACGAUUGCUCACACGAUAACCAUUUGUGAUCCGUCUGAAUCAAAAAUGGAUACACAACCUUCGAGUCCUUUUCUGCACACAAUUGCUAACCAUGAAAUGCUAACAAACACCUCGAUAUCGGUGAAAACUAAAAAGCAAGAAAAUAUUACUCAAUCUCGAUGCAAAAAUCGGGCGUUUAAAGGACCACUAAACAUUCGCUCACAAAUUCUAGUUGGUGUUAUUGUUCUAGGUGUAAUGAGUCUUCCAUUCGUGAUUGUUCUAUCAAAGAAGUAUAUCGAACGAACUUUAAAACUCAAACAAGAUCAAUCACAGACAGUGAAAGAGAUGGAUACGAAUGUAGUGAUGUGGCAAUAG